Molecule: messenger RNA, 488 nt
Organism: Hydra vulgaris (swiftwater hydra)
Lineage: Eukaryota; Metazoa; Cnidaria; Hydrozoa; Anthoathecata; Hydridae
Source: RefSeq, a predicted model, not a curated record
AUAUUUAUUGCAUUCAGAAAAAAAAUAUGAAACUUCUGAAAAUUCUUCUUCUUUUUGUCAUGGCUAUUGCAGCUGAAAGCAAAAGUGGUUGUGCAUAUUGGAGCAAAUAUUGCUAUAAGAAUGAUGACCGAUAUGAUGGGGGUUGGUGUUGGACAAACAAUGAUGGAGGCGGAUCUUACAAACGUUGCUCUAAAGAUAACGAAUGCCAUAAUAUGAAAUGUUAUAUGGAGAAACCCUACGGUUGUUGGGAAAACCAAUGCCAUAAAUACGUAAAAGGAGGCUAUUGUUUUACAAGGCGUAAACAAACGGAAACCUAUAUCGCGACUUGUGAAACGGACAGCGAUUGCGUUGGUAUGACAGAAUGUGCAAAACCAAGGACACACUUAAUAGGGUGAUUCAGUAUCAAGAAAACUUCGUUCAAAUUCAAAGAAAAUUAUUUAUAAACAACUAAAUUAAUUUCAUAAAUAAGAUAUAUAAGAAAAGUUAAA